UUGGUCGCUCUUGUUAGUACAAUCCUUAUACAUUUAAUUCUUAGGUUCAUCAUUUUAGAUUACAUCAUGCAACAAGGCUACGAAUCAGACGAAAGUGAUCCAUUUAGGAGCCAGACAGAGUUUCCAUAUGAUACAGACUCCAAUAGGACAGAAUCUCCACAAACUGAGAUUACUGACCUUCCUGGAAGACCUGACAUCACUAUCCACUGCAAUAAAUGUCGAGUUUAUGUGGAUCUGCGCUCCCUGAAUGAGCACAGAGCCUACCACAAAGCUCUCCAGACAAUGAAGUUUAAAGUGAAUGACCUCCCAGAGGAUUUAAAAGCUCUCCAAAAAAGAAGGAUGGGGCUUAUGCGAAGAUUGAAGAAAAAAGCUGGAAACGAGACACCGCUAGAUACAAAGGAUGUGACAAAAAUUGAUGCAGCUUUUGAUUUGCUGAAGGCCAAUAUUGAAGAUACAUAUGAAGCCCUGAGGCAAGUGAAACACAUUGUUAAUACUGAUCUUGCUGGAGUCGCCCUCAACUGUAGCACAGCAUGCGCUUAUGCUGUGGGAAUCUGCUCCGAUCAGAAUGGUCGUUGGAAGAGUACAAUGGAGGAUACUAGAGUGUUCCAAGAUUAUUUUGGCAACGAUGUGGAUAAAUGUUUUUAUGCGAUAUAUGAUGGCCAUAAUGGUCGAUAUGCAGCUGAAAUGGCUGCAAGUGAGCUACACCAUGCUAUGCUAUGUGAAAUGUCUAAAUUUGACCCUAAGACAAAAUGUACAUGUACAUUCAAUAUGGCUGAUGAUGAGAAUGCUAAAGUGAAUGAUAUCCAUCGCCCAGUGUCUAAGGAUAGCGAAAGAGUUCAGCUGUAUGAAGCUAGCACACACAUGAUACAACAAAUCAUUCACAAUUGUGAAGAUAACCUGGACAGUCUAAAACCUCACUCUGGGAGAAUUUCAAAACCAAACACACCAAAAACCCCUAAACCUGCCAAAACCCCAGAUGUGAAGGACUCAAAUGAAGAAAAGAACAAAAUUAAAAAGGAAAAAAAAGCGUAAAGAGAAAGAUCCUUUCUCUGAAAGAGUUUCAAAUGCCUUUAAAACAGCAUACAAAGCAACAGACCUUCUCUUGUCAUAUGGGAAGGAUGAAUCAUCAAGAGUGCGCUGGAGUGGUUGCUCUGGACUAACAUGUAUCAUACAGAAUACACGUGAUCCCGCAGACAUUGAUGGCCUCUUUGAACAGGAUGAAGAUGUGCACUCCACCAUUGAAGAGAAUGAGAAAGAGGAAACACCACGUAAACCAAAACCACCAGUCCAACUCGGACUUAUUCAUCUGGCAAAUGCUGGUAAUGUACAUGCUCUACUGGUGAGGGACAACAAAGCCUAUAUGCUGUCUAAGGACCAUACACCCAAGAACCCUAAAGAACUGAGCAGAGUUAUCAAGGAAGGAGGAACUGUUAACGAUAGUAAAAAAGAACCGAGAGUGAAUGGUGUCCUAGCAACCACCAGAGGUAUAGGUAACCAUGGGGACCCAGCCCUGAAGAAGGUAGUUCUUAAUGAGCCAUACGCCACCACAGUGAAGAUAGACCAGUAUGCCCAAUACCUGGUGAUGGCUUCUCAUGGUCUUUGGGAGGUCUUUAAUGAGCAUGAGGUGGCAGACUUGGUUGUACAGAUGCUGCCCCAGAACGCUUACCCAGCACCCAGUGUCUGCAGUACAAGUAUAAAUCUCCUUUUGGCUGAGUACCACCGUGACCUCCAAAGCAGGAUGUAUGCUGCCACCUAUACAGAAGAUGCCAUCAAGUCAGGAAAAUACUCAGUUGCUAGCUCAGAGAAUCAAAGUCGACCAAACACAGGGAAGCUAAGCACAAUAAGUAAAGACAGUUACAAAACCACAAACACUACAGUUUCAUCUAUACCAAAUAGUAAAAAAUCUGUUGGUAAAACCCAAGAUUCUCAUUCAGUAAUCCUCGAGCAGGAUGAAGCAAAUGGUAGUUCCCCUAUCAGCAGUGGCCCAAAUCAGAACAUCAAUCUGGCACUAUGUGACCUUCAGACUGAAGUUGGGAGCCAGAUUUAUGUAUCUGAUGAUGAAAGGGAGGAUGACUCUGGAAAUGAGGGAGACAUUGACACUUGCACAGAUUUUGUUUCUAUACCUGCACAUUCACGCUUAACAGGGAUCAUUCCCACUAAAGCUGAACUUCAUCGGGAGUUUUCUCGUAUGAUUUCUGAACGUUUGGUUCAAGCUGCUUUACUUGCUGGAGCUAAAGAUAAUAUCACUGCUAUGGUCAUCAUGCUGCCUGGAUGUGGCUUAUAAAUGCUUGUAGUUUAUCUAAUCUCCAUGGCAAACAUACAGGGUGUUUCAUAUGUAUGCAUCUCCUCUAAACUCAUACAUGUAG
Molecule: messenger RNA, 2366 nt
Organism: Owenia fusiformis
Lineage: Eukaryota; Metazoa; Annelida; Polychaeta; Sabellida; Oweniidae
Source: the annotation of a GenBank genome assembly